AUGACCCUAACAGACUACACAAAGUGCACCAAUGGUGAAGGCAACAUUGUGGAUGGGGCAUUGACGAGUUGGGAAAAAACACUCUGCAAGCUGUUGUGGCGCAUUGAGAUAAUCGGGAAGCGAUCUAGAACUGUAGUUGUUCUUCUUACAGAUGGAAUGAAACGCGCCUUAGACUUACUGACAUGCAAGAGAGCUGAAGCUGGAAUUGAUGUGAACAAUGUCUACUUGUUUGCAUUACGGUAUGGGGAAGGCCAUCUGAGAGGGACCGACACUGUACGGGAGCAUGCAAAUCUCUGUGAGGCAAAACAUCCGUCAUACCUCAGAGCCACACGGCUACGAAAACAUGUUGCAACAGUGUCGCAGAUCAUGAACCUGCAAGAUAAUGAAUUAGACCUCCUUGCCAGUUUUCUUGGUCACGACAUUAGAACACACAGGCAGUACUACAGGCUCCCUGAGUCUACGCUACAAGUAGCAAAAGUGUCAAAAGUUCUUUUGAAUAUGGAGAAAGGGAACAUCCAAGGCCUUGCUGGGAAGAGCCUGCAAGAUAUUCAACUCAAUCCUAAUGAAGAGUGUGAUACAGAUGCUGAAUCUGAUACUGGUUUUGACUCUGACCAGUCUGAAGCUGAACAGUCUGAUGCUGAACCAGAGGAGCCAUCUACAAGUACUGGGAACAGACACAAGAAAGGUGUAUGUGAAAAACAGGGACCCAAGGCAAGGAGGGCUUGGAAUUCUCGUGAAAAAGCAGCAGUGACAAAGCACCUUGGUGGCUUCCUAAAAAGCCGUACAGUGCCAGGGAAAGCUCCAAUAAUGAAGAUGUUUAAGGCUGAGCAAAGAACCUUCUCCCACAGGACCUGGAGGAACAUCAAGGAUUUCAUCCGAAACCAAACGCGAAAAAAAGACCCAAUGGGCUUCCUUAAAAUCUAG
Asterias rubens (European starfish) is the source of this 924-nucleotide messenger RNA. RefSeq lists its product as uncharacterized. Bases 1 to 924 code for a protein of 307 amino acids. NCBI's taxonomy places the organism in Eukaryota, Metazoa, Echinodermata, Asteroidea, Forcipulatida, Asteriidae. The record is from RefSeq and is a predicted model, not a curated record. The transcript has 3 exons.